AUGGAGAGAAAUCAGACCUGGAUCACAGAAGUCAUCCUACUGGGAUUCCAGGUUGAUCGAGCCCUGGAGUUGUUCCUCUUUGGAUUUUUCUUGCUAUUCUAUAGCUUCACCCUGAUGGGAAAUGGGAUUAUCUUGGGGCUCAUCUGCCUGGAUUCCAGACUUCACACUCCCAUGUACUUCUUCCUGUCACAGCUGGGCAUCGUUGACAUGUCCUACGCCUCAUGCACAGUCCCUAAGAUGUUAGUAAAUCUUGUGAUGCACAAAAAAAUCAUUUCCUUUGCUCCAUGCAUACUCCAGACCUUUUUGUACAUGGUUUUUGCUGUUGCAGAGUGUAUGAUUUUGGUGGUGAUGUCUUACGAUCGGUAUGUGGCCAUCUGUCACCCCUUGCAAUACAGCCUUAUCAUGAGCUGGAGAGUGUGCACCAUCCUGGUUGUCUCUUCCUGGGUGUUUUGCUUCCUCUUGUCUCUGGUCCAUUUGGUCCUCAUGCUGAGGCUGCCCUUCUGUGGGCCUCAUGAAAUCAACCACAUCUUCUGUGAAGUCCUGUCUGUUCUUAAGCUGGCCUGUGCUGACACCAGGCUCAAUGAAGUAGUCAUCUUCGGAGCCUGUGUGUUCAUCCUGGUGGGGCCCCUCUGCCUGGUGCUGGGAUCCUACUCACGCAUCCUCCUUGCCAUCCUGAACAUCCGAUCAGGGGAGGGCCGCAGAAAGGCCUUCUCUACUUGCUCCUCCCACCUCUGCGUGGUGGGGCUCUUCUUCGGUGGAGCCAUGAUUGUGUACCUGGCCCCCAAAUCCAGCCAUUCUCAAGAACAGAGGAAGAUUCUAUCAUUGUUUUAUAGCCUUUUCAACCCAAUGCUGAACCCCCUGAUCUACAGCCUGAGGAACACAGAGGUGAAAGGGGCCUUAUGGAGAAUUCUCUGGAAACAGAGACCAAUGUGA
Messenger RNA from Otolemur garnettii (small-eared galago), 933 nucleotides. Its product is annotated as olfactory receptor 2A12-like. Gene Ontology annotation, molecular function: olfactory receptor activity; G protein-coupled receptor activity. Gene Ontology annotation, cellular component: membrane. The transcript has a single exon. The record is from RefSeq and is a predicted model, not a curated record. Gene Ontology annotation, biological process: G protein-coupled receptor signaling pathway. Bases 1 to 933 code for a protein of 310 amino acids. NCBI's taxonomy places the organism in Eukaryota, Metazoa, Chordata, Mammalia, Primates, Galagidae.